Messenger RNA from Lobosporangium transversale, 1380 nucleotides. Its product is annotated as Phosphoadenosine phosphosulfate reductase family-domain-containing protein. NCBI's taxonomy places the organism in Eukaryota, Fungi, Mortierellomycota, Mortierellomycetes, Mortierellales, Mortierellaceae. The record is from RefSeq and is a predicted model, not a curated record. The transcript has a single exon. Bases 199 to 1182 code for a protein of 327 amino acids. Gene Ontology annotation, cellular component: cytoplasm. Gene Ontology annotation, molecular function: phosphoadenylyl-sulfate reductase (thioredoxin) activity.
CUUCCUUUUCUUUUACUUCAUUCCACUCUCACUUCCUUUUGUCUCUCUUCUUAAAUAGCUUCCCUCUUCCCCCUCUUUUUCAUACACUGUACUCUCACCUCAAUUCACUCUAGUGCUUGCCAAUCCACUCCUCAUACAAACAUAUCAACCUCUACAUCCUUCAUAUUUUAUAUAUUAAACCUGUUUUAUCAUAUCAUCAUGCCAGAGUCAACAUCCACCACACAAUCUUCUCCUUCUCCUACCGCCAUCUUUACCCCUGCUCAUCUCAAGUUCAUCAAUGCAAAACUUGAGAAGCUCUCUGCAGAAAAGAUCAUCGAAUGGGCUAUGCUCACGCUCCCAGGACUUAUCCAGACCACGGCUUUCGGUCCCACUGGUCUUGUCAUCUUGGACAUGAUCAAUCGUAUCCACAUUGAUCAACAAGCCGCUGCAAAUGCUCAUCCAACCCCUGCCUCUUCAUCCGCUUCUGAAGACGAUGAGGAUCUUGACGAUAGCCAAACUAAGUUCAAGAAAUCCGGCUACAACACUCGUCGCCAUCCUGUUCCCUUGGUCUUCAUUGACACUUUGUAUCAUUUCCAAGAGACCUUGGACUUGGCUCAACGAGUCCAGGAUCAUUACAACAUCCCUUUGAAGGUCUACAAGCCUCAAAAUUGUGAGACCACUGAAGAUUUUGAACGCCUUUAUGGUAAGCAGCUCUGGGAGACGGAUGAGGUUUCUUAUGACUACUUAGUAAAGGUCGAGCCUGGUCGAAGAUCCUACCAAGAGUUGGGUGCUCAAGCCGUCAUCUCUGGCCGUCGUCGUUCUCAAAAGGGUGAUCGUUCUCAUUUGAACAUCCUUGAGGUUGAGGCGGGUACAGGUUUGCUUAAGCUAAAUCCUUUGGCCACCUGGUCCUUUCAGCAGGUUUGGACCUAUCUCCGUGCUCACCAGGUCCCUUUCAAUGUCCUCUUGGAUCAAGGUUACCGCUCGAUCGGUGAUUGGCAUUCAACGAAGCCUGCCUCCAAUCCCGAUGACGAACGCUCGGGCCGCUGGGAGGGCAAGCAAAAGUCCGAGUGUGGUCUCCAUGUUGAUUACUUCAAGAUGAGGGCCGAAUUCCAGGCCACACAGAAGAAGAAGCAGGCUCUUUUGGCUGCUCAACAACAGGCAGUACUUGAAGCCCAACAACAGCAGGUUGUUCAAGUUGCAUGAAAAAAAGAAACGUCCCAGUAUUGGUGUAAAGAAUAAGGAGGGCACAUUCACAUACCAUACACAAAGACACAAUAAUCUUUGGAAAUCACCUCAUUUUCGUGUGAAAUUAUUUAGCUCCACUUUUUCUUAUCCGAUUGCACAUAUUCAUACACAUAACGUGCACAUAUGCAUGCGCGUGUAGCAAACACAAGAGCGUUC